CUCGGUCCUAGGCCCGGCAGUUAUCUCUGUGCUCUGCGCUUAAUCAGACCAGGCAGUCUGCUGUGAGCCACGACCCAGUCCAGCCGGGUGGAGUGUCAUCUUUGGUCACCAGUUCCCAUGAGGAGUUGGGCAACAUGGUGCCCACUGACCAGGUGGCAGAAAAGCAGGCAUGCGAGGAGCCCAGGCAGGGCCAUGAACUCAAGUCCUGGAGAUGCCUAGUAUUCUAUCUCUGCUUCUUCGGCUUCAUGGCUCAGUUGCGGCCUGGGGAGAGCUUCAUCACACCCCACCUCCUGAACAACUUCACAAUCGAGCAGGUGACCAACGAGAUCAUUCCGGUGCUGCCCUACUCCCACCUGGCGGUGCUGGUGCCAAUCUUCCUGCUCACGGACUACCUGCGCUACAAGCCGAUCCUGGUCCUGCAGUGCCUGAGCUUCGUGUGCGUUUGGCUGCUGCUGCUGCUGGGCAACUCUGUGCUGCACAUGCAGCUCAUGGAAGUCUUCUAUAGCAUCACCAUGGCCGCGCGCAUCGCCUACUCCUCCUACAUCUUCUCUCUGGUCCGCCCCUCCCGCUACCAGCGCAUGGCCAGCUACUCAAGGGCAGCGGUGCUCCUGGGGGUCUUCACCAGCUCUGUGUUGGGCCAGGUGCUGUGGGAAAAAGUCUCCAUCGUCACGCUCAACUACAUCUCCCUGGGCUUUGUCAUCUUCAGCCUGGGCCUCUCCCUCUUCCUAAAGCGCCCUAAGCACAGCCUCUUCUUCAACCGCAGUGCACUUGUGGACAGAGCCUUGCCCUGCGAGCUGGACCAGAUGCACCCGGGCCCUGGCCGGCCAGAGCCUGGGAAACUAGAGCGAGUGCUGAACACUUGCAGGAACUCCUUCCUGGUGUGCAUGCUAAGCGAACUGGUGGAAAAUUUACGACAACCACAGCUGCGCCUCUGGUGCCUCUGGUGGGUCUUCAACUCUGCAGGCUACUACCUGAUUGUCUACUAUGCACACGUCUUGUGGGGAACUGGCAGAAAACUCAACUACAAUGGUGCUGUAGACGCUGCCUCCACACUGCUGAGCGCCAUCACGUCCUUCUCUGCGGGCUUUGUGAAAAUCCGCUGGGCUCGGUGGUCAAAGCUGGUCAUCGCAGGUGUUAUAGCCAUCCAGGCUGGGCUGGUUUUCUGUAUGUACUUGGUCCAGGACAUCUGGGUACUCUACGUGACUUACGUGCUUUUCCGUGGGACCUACCAGUUCCUCGUGCCCAUUGCCACUUUUCAGAUUGCGUCUUCCCUGUCUAAAGAGCUCUGUGCCUUGGUCUUCGGGAUCAAUACAUUCCUUGCCACUGCACUCAAGACUGUCAUCACGCUUGUGGUCUCAGACAAACGGGGUCUGGGCCUCAAAGUUGAAAACCAGUUCUGCAUCUACUCCGUGUACUUCAUGGUUCUUUCGGGCAUCUACUUUGUCAGAGCUGUGCUGGAUGGUGUGAGACACUGCCGGCGUGGCCGCCACCAGCCCCUGCCCCUGCCCCAGGAGCUGAGUCCCUUGGAGACUUCUGCGCAAGUGCUGAGUGUGCAGGAUGGCGGCCUAGGGGGACUACAGCCCUCAGCGCCGCAGCUGCUCUCGGAGGAUGGCGUGGAGGACAGCGAGGCAAGCUUGAGAGCUGACGCCAAGGCCUGACGCAUGGUGACCUUGCUGGCUUCAUCCCAGUUCAGCGGGUGGAUCCCCUCCCACGAGGUCUCCAUCCCAAACCAGCCUGGGCCGGAUGCUGCGGAUAAGACUGUACUGUCUUGAGUCCCAGGGCCCAAGACGUGGGGGCCCCUGUGUUACCUUUCAGGAGACCUCAGAGUGUUCACAGGAUUCACCUUAGGAGCCACCUGCUUUUAACUGAGGGACGAUAGUUUGUCCCUGCUGAUAGUUUCUGAGAACUCUAGACUGAGCCUGCUUCAUGCUGUGGCUGUGGCCAAAGCCUGCUGGGAACUCUCAGGACAGCUGCCUGGCUUUGUGGCCCACAUGCCAGGCCACUGUGAGCCCGGAUUGCCUGUGGCUUGCCAAAAAGAGCCUGUGUUGGGGUCAGCUGUGCCCACCAGGCCAACCCGCUCUUAGGCCCUGAAAGCUCAGGACAAAUCAUGACUAUCUCCAGAGCUGGUGAGGUAGACCAGACAUCAGCCAAGGCACGCUGGCCCUGCAGGGUGCUGAUCCUUCUGUGUGGGGGAGUUGCCUCUCCUGCCUUCUGGCUACGCUGCCACACUUCCAUCAUUGGAGGUGCUUGUUUGGAUGGCUAUCUGAUCUUUUCUUUAAAAAAAAAAAACUAAAACAAAACUGACAUUAGAAUGAACAACUACAUACGGCUUUUCUGUUGUGAGAAGCUGGAGUCAGGUGGGCACCAGGCACAUUUCUGUCUGAUGGAGUAGUUACAGGCCCUUUUCGCCGGCAGACUUCGGCCCAGAGUCCCCCUUGGUUCUCCCCACCAUCCCUAACCAGUUAGUACUGACCUGACACACAUUCAGGCAGCACAGAUGUACCAGCCGUGAUCGAAACCGGGGCCCUUCUAGAGGGAAAUGCCUUCGGGGACUUGCACUGGAGAACCAUGUUUCCCGGCUCAGCUCCUGAGAGCUACCAGAGCUGGCUGUGAAGUGAAGACUAGCUGUGGUGUGAGCACUUUUUCCGAUACUGUAUAAACAGACCCCGGUAUGAGGGGGUUUCUCAUUCCAUGCUGGCCUGACCUGGUACAUAAGGACUGUAGUUGAUUAGCUUCAGCCAAAGCAAAGAUGCACAGCAGAGACUAGGCCCUUGGUGUCCUUGAGUUGACCUCCAGCUCCAGUGCAAGAUAUGACACCUCUAGGUCAUGCAAGUAGUGUCCUCCUGGCUGGCAAAAUUGGGUAACCAGCUCCGCCGAGGACAAACGUGUUAGUCGCAGGGAAGCUACUGAGCCAACUGUGCCUCAGGGCCUACCUGAAGGUUCACUUGGGAAAAGCCAUCUUGGGGACCCGGGGCUGAAGAAGAGGCUGCAAGCAGGGCUGGCCUGACACCCAGCUGGUGAUGGUUAGCGAGGACACUGGCCGGCUGCAUCCGUGUGUCUACACAGCACCCGGAAGCCUUACUGGGGAGGGACUUGGGGAUCUUGCAGGACGUGACUGAUGGACACAAGGCUUAUCCUUUGCCACAGGCAGAGAUUGUGGCUGCCUCUGCAAUGCCAGCCCGCCCUGCAGCCAUUCCUUGAGUAGCACCCAGUGCAAUAACCCAGUACCUGCUGGCAUUCUCCCUCAGAGCCUCUCCCAGCAAGAGCCCUCCCACAGCACCUGCCCGCCCUGGCCUGCGGCUCUGUAACCCUCACCUGGCAGCCUGUCCUGGCUGAGGACAGUCACCUCUUUUAUCCUGGACCCUUCUGUCAGCCGCCAGCUGUCCUUCACUUGGCUGGAGGCCUUGGACAUGGUCUUCUGUGUCAGCCUCAGCCAGGACAUAAUAGUGAAUACAAGUGGCGGUAGGCCUGGGGCCCAGGGAACAGAUCCCCUGCAAAAGUUUUGAGAUGUAUUUUAUCCGCAGGAGUGUUAGCUUGAAUGUAUCAUGUGUGUAUCACAUGUGUGCCUGGUGCCUGCGGAGGGUGUCAGACUGCCUGCAACUAGAGUUAUGGAUGGUUGGAUACAAGUUGCUCUGUGGGUGCUGGGAACUGAACGCGGGUCCCCUGCAAGACCAGCAAGUACUCUUAAUUGCUGAGCCAUCUCACUAGCCUCCUCUACAUGAUUUUGAAGUCACCUUGUGUGUUCUGCUGGAUACCAGGUAGAGGGUACUGACAACAUCUGUACACAUCCAUACAAUACAUGUAUGUGUAUGCCUGCAUACCUUGUAUGUAAACACACCUGAAUAUGCCUUUGUAUACCUCUGCACACAGACAUGUCUGUGUAACUAGCAACAGCACGCAUACCUCUGUGUACCAUACAUGCACACAUUUGUGCAAGCCACAUACAGUUAUAUGUAAUUGUGCAUAGCCUCUGUACACCCAUCCAAACCUGUGCAUACCUGACCGUGUACACCAGUUCAUUCGUACAUACACAUGCACAUCUGUGUUCACCUCUUCACAUGUGUGUACAGACCUGUAUCCAUGGACAAAUGACUACCCACGCUCACCUGUACUCCCUUUGCAGAACUCCAGCUGGGAAGUCCAGGGACAGAAUCUCCCAGGUCUCAUCUUGGACGGUGUGUCCUUUUCAGCACAGGGAAGGCAACUUAUAAAACCAAGCAUCUGUAUAAAAGGUCACUUUUA
Messenger RNA from Mesocricetus auratus (golden hamster), 4242 nucleotides. RefSeq names its product solute carrier family 19 member 1 (gene Slc19a1). The record is from RefSeq and is a predicted model, not a curated record. Lineage: Eukaryota; Metazoa; Chordata; Mammalia; Rodentia; Cricetidae. Gene Ontology annotation, cellular component: apical plasma membrane; plasma membrane; basolateral plasma membrane. Gene Ontology annotation, molecular function: methotrexate transmembrane transporter activity; folate:monoatomic anion antiporter activity; folic acid binding. The transcript is spliced from 6 exons. Gene Ontology annotation, biological process: methotrexate transport; folate transmembrane transport. Bases 135 to 1658 code for a protein of 507 amino acids.